Messenger RNA from Eurytemora carolleeae, 991 nucleotides. RefSeq lists its product as uncharacterized. The transcript has 2 exons. Bases 56 to 919 code for a protein of 287 amino acids. The record is from RefSeq and is a predicted model, not a curated record. NCBI's taxonomy places the organism in Eukaryota, Metazoa, Arthropoda, Copepoda, Calanoida, Temoridae.
UAUAAAGAUGUUAACGCCGGGGUUUGGUCAGUUACGUUAGUGUGUUCCCAACAGCAUGAGGAUGAAGAUAGUGUGUGUUCUGAGUCUGAUAGUCUCUGUAGUAACUGCUGACUUUGGUUUCAAUCAUGAUCAUGCUCAUGGUCAGAAUGGAGUUAUUCAGCAGUUCCGUUCUGGACGACAAGAGCAGAGCACACCUGGUGGCGUUGACUUCAGUGGUUGUGUCACAGAUAACGAGUCUGGACUUUGCUGUGUUGAUAAGGUUGAGGAGGUCACUUCACUAGAGAAGGAACCAAUCCUUGAGUGUACACACAAGAAUGUGGAACAGUGCCACUACACCUACAUCACACAGUUCACACCAACCCAGGAGGAAGUAUGCGAAGAAAACUUUGAAAAGCAGUGUCAAAUCACGUUCAAGCAACAGGCUUUCAACGAGACCGUCAAGAAAUGUUACAAGCCAAUCACCAAGGUCUGUAACGGUCAAGGACCUGAAGAAUGUCGAACUGUUUAUGAGUCCUCCUGUGCCACUAAAUAUAUUGAGAAGCAGCCUGGUAAGUUUGUUGGUGACACAAGUUGUGAAAAGCUACCCGUUGAGAUCUGUGGAGCUGGAUGCACAUAUGAAGAGGGAGCUGAGGAAUGUCAUGAUAAAACUAUCGCUUCUCUUGUUGAAGUUCCUGAAGAGGUAUGUGAUCUGAAUCCCCAGAAAACCUGCCGGUUUACCACAAAGCUUGUCCCUAAACUGAUGCCUGAACACCAGUGCACUAUUGUUCCCAAGGAGACAUGUAACCUGAAGUUUAGUCAGCCUAAGCAGGUUCCUAAACCCCUACUCACUAGAUGGUGUUUAGAUCCUACUGCUCCAACUUCUGGUCAGAGUUAUGACGAGGAUAGUGCACUAGGAGCUCCUAUCAGUGUCUUCAACUAAACCCGACUGUACAACCGGCUAUUUAUAUAUUUAUUAAUUUAUUUAUUGAAUACAACUUAUCUGAACUUAUAA